GGCCCCGGGCGCACGGCGGGGCCCGCGGGUAGCGACCGCCGCGGCUGCGGCCGGGGUGGACCGCUGGAAUCCCUGUGGCCGCUUUGCCGUGGUGCCUCGGGCCCGCCUCUCGACCCAGCAGGACGGACGCGGGGUAGGGGGGAGCUCUAGCCCCCCGGACCCCUCCCUGGGGUUGCAAUUUGCCUGUAUUGCGUCCUGCGGGCUGCGUGUGCGUGCUGGUGGGGGGGGGUUCGUUCUUCUUUCUCCUUUUUCCCAUUCCCCUCUCUAAAAGCCUGUGCCUCUGUAGCAACUGUAAAUAUUUGUUUGGAGGGAGGUGAGGGAAAGCUGUUUCGGUUGUUUGCUCUGUGGCAUUUGUAGCUAUCAUUUUUUGUUUCCCUUUUUUCUUUUUCUUUUUAACCUGGGGGCGCAACUUAGGGGCGGGGGAAGUGAGGUGUUUGCUGAGGGAAAGGCAUCGCUUUCUCCGUUUCCAAGAUACUGGCCCUUUCAUGCAGCGCUGGGGCAGGAGCGGGGCCCGCAGCGGUCUCCGAUGCGCCCCGACCACCUGUUGGCAGGGGCAGAGGAUGGAUUGAUCGCAGCAGCCUGUCCAGAGUCCAGGGCUUCCCUGCAAAAUUGGUAUCUUUGUGGCUGCCGGUAGCAAUAGCUGCUUGUGUAACAUAGGUACCUGUUCCAACAGGAACUGAGCAGAAGCAUUUUUCUCCUCCUCAGUCCUCUCGCAGCUCACAUUAUAUUUUACUGACUGACUGACUGUAAUAACUUUGCGUAUGCAGAUCUGGACUUGUCGGCUACAUAAAAUGGCUUUAAACCCACUAGGGCAGUAGACUAGAGUGUAUUUGGAGUCCUGUUGCAAAAUCUGCUGUUAAUACAAAUGCGCUUCGUGGGAGAAAGGCUGCACUAGCCUUAGGUACGUGCUUCAGCUUUUCCCUGAAAAAUGGCAAAGCAGGACCAAAUGAGACUCGUCACAGGUCUGGUCUUAGACUUUCACUUUGUGUUUUAUAUAUAAAGCUGGUGUUUAUAAAUAAUAAUAAAAAAAAAUAAACAGGAAAGGGCCCAUUGACUGCGCGUAUCCCCUGGAAGCUCGGCUGGCCGCCUGCGCCUUUGAUAGCGUGCUGCGUGUAGCCGGCUAUUGUUUCCGCCGGGUGCGCGCUGUGCGCUUCUGCUCGGGGUGUCCGGCAAAAGGUGUUGGCUUCACCUGCUCCCAGGGACGCCGAGGAAGUUGUCGUAGAUCCCGGCGGCUUCGGAGGUUGCUCUUUCCGGGGAGCCCCGGAGGAACGUGAGCGGGAGGGAGCGGAGGGGGAAGAGCAAGUGGCAGGGUGUGUAGGAGCUAACCCUGUGAGCCGUUUGCUGCUUCAGCAGCCAUGAUGUAAAUUCAGGGUGCCUUGUUAACCAGCAAGGGCUGCCCUUCAGCAGCUUGCUGUUGUGCCCUCUGUUUUCUCACCAGCUGCUUAUUUCAUUGUAUGUUGUAAAAAAACAUUCUAAUUCCUGCAGUGCUUUGGAGCUGCAAACCUCUGGCGCACCAGUAAAUAAAAAACAGAAAACAACCCCCUUCCUAAAAAAAAAAACAAUAAACAAACUAGUGUCUCUGCAAUGAUCUUUACAGUGUGGUUAUAGGUAGGUUUUCUUUGCUUGUCUGAAAUAAUGCAGGAAGAUAUUGUAGGGAACACUCUUAGGCCAGCAAAUUUCAUUACUAAUGCUGCUUAAAAUAUGUAUUUAGUCAGUUAAAUCAGAUGCACACUAAACGGUCUGUAAUUUAUAUUUUAUAACUUUCCAAGAAAGACUUUUCUAACUGGAAAUUAAAAACGCUGUCCAACAAGAAUUCUUGAACUCUUUCAACUCCUUGGCCAGACAACUUGGAUUUUUUUUUAUUUAUCUUUUUUCCCCUGAGUAUGCAGUCCAUUGCCAGUAGUAGAUGCACCGGAAAUCUCUGUUGCGAAAGGAGUGAAGUAAAACGUCAGUUCUCUUAACAGCAAACAAAGUUCACUGGGUGUCGACCGAUGGAAAUAUGUUCUCUGCCACAUAUCCAUAGAGUAGUUAGAUAGCUGAGUAGAGCAAUUGUGCUCUCUGCUCAUCUCGAGGGAGAAAGCUGUGAUGGCAUUACAAGGAUGAAGCGUUUGCUAGUACUGAACUUUUAAAGUCAGACCGUCGCGUGUAGCUGUACAGGGGUGGGAGCAUUCUUUUGUCUUCGUUAUUUAAACCACUGGUUUUCCAGCGCCCAUUUUCUUUGGUUGUGGACCCUUGUUUUUUUCCCAGUGGAAGAACAAACUUUGCUAAGGGGCUUUAAUUUGCAGUGAAGGUCUGUUUUUCUAACAGUUGCUGCUUUUUGUGGGCCUUGGAAGUAACCUGUGGACUUCUAGGUACUGCACAUUAAAACCACUAAUCUAAAGAACUUCUAUUUAGACUCCUAAAAGAAGUGCCAGUUGUCUGGGAAUGGUUGAGCUUUGGUUCUAAGCUUUGAAAAGCAUCUAUAACUGAUCCGCCUAUCUGCCUUGCUGUGCUGUUGGUUUGUAGGACUUUCCUCCACAGUACUGGUGUGGUAUGGGUGUUUCCUCAGCUCGUUUCCUAACGAGUUAAAACACAAAAUGGGUGUCAGGCUAGAGCCUGGAGAGGGAGUUUGGAGCCACGUGCCUAUUUUCUGAGUUGAAGAGCAACAAUAGCAGAAGUGUCAAGCCUUCUUUUAAUUAACGUAUUGAGGAUGAGACUUCUGUCAAUUCACUUAUUUAAAAUUCAUUUAGAAGCUCUCCUUUUGUGUCACUUUGGUAGAAGCGAGGAAAACUCUUCCUUUAAAGGCGAGAGCAUGUUCUUGCUGCCGUCCCCCUACCCCCUUCGUUCUGUGUGUGUUCUCCUGUCUGUUGUGGUGAGUCGAUGUCAGCCCACCUUGUGCCCGGGGGACUGCAGCCAGCUUGAAAAGAUUGGGACCCUCUUGCUUCUAACUUUAAAUAUCCUAGUAUAACUUUCAGUUUCUGGGUGGCAUAUGCAAAAGUGCUUUUUAUAGCAUUUUGCAGUUAAUUUUAACUCUUGUGUUUUAUAUUACAGUAGUGGGUCAGUAGACUUUCAGAAACGCUGCAAGGGACAAGAGGUGGUGGUAGUUGUGAGCUGAAAGUAGAUGGAGAACUUGGUAAGGUAGCAAGAUGCAGGAAAGGUAUUUGAGAUGGUGGCACUGUACCUACAGGAGAGCAGACUCAUGCCUGCGCCCUCAGCUGCCUUUCGGAUGGCGUGGGGCAGUCGGCGUGUCCAGAAGUGGCCUGGCACUUGGUCCUGGAGGCUGCGACCGUAGGUGAGGUGACUCUGAGGCUCGGAGCACUGCAGUGCAAGAUGGGCGUUUUUGGACUGAAACGUAUCCUGGUGGAUGGAUGUGGGAAUCCUAGUAGUCCUGGGGCACAGCAUUGACCCUGUGCAGCAGAAGAAUGGGGAUGAAGACAAAGAUGUCUUUUCCAUUAUGUUCAAAGAUAGCUUUGAGUGUCCAUAGUCCUGCCUUUUAAAAAUGAACCCCUGGUUGUUCUCUUGAAGCGCCGUUCUUGGGGUCUGGUCAUGCGGUUGAAUGAGUAGCAUGAAGGGACUCUUGGAUUAGUCCUCUGCUCCCUUGCCCCAGGAGAAUGGAUUUCAUUCCUAGCUUAAUCUAUGGCAAAGCACAUAGUGGUAAUGGUUAUUCUUUCUUUAUUUCAGCACAGCAUAUAGUGAAACACUGAAAGGCAUUUGUUUCUUCCAAGCAUGUUUACACAUGUCCCUCCUCAUUACAGCAUCUAAAAAAACAGCAGAGGUACAAACCCAAUUGUUUUCCAUUUCUCUCGUUAACGUUAUGUUGCAGCAGCAUUAAAAUAUUGCUGCUAGAUUGGCUCUCAUUAAGUUAGGUGCUGUACAGAGACAUAAUAAAUUGCAGCUCCUGUUUCAGAGUCUUACAAAGGCUCUAAAGUCAGGAGAAUCGUUGUUCUUCCAGGCUUGAUUCAAACUGGUGAAAAAGAACAGCAGUUUACAAUCUCUGCAAGAAUCUGUUUAUCUGGUAAAUAUGUGGGUGAUUAUUGGCAAUUUUACCAAUGAUAGUCUUCAGGUUAAUUAGCUUAAAACAUCCUAAUCAGGUAGCAUUUUACCUUGGGGCGGGGGGGAAUCUUGCCUAACACAGCUUCAGGAGUUUCUGGAAAAUACAUUCCAUAAGGUGAUUAACACCAAUACAUAAAAUUUUGAUGUGAAACUUUGUCCUGCCCAGCUGCAUAGACGUCUUGACACAUGCAUUCAUGUGCAAGAAUAAAUAUGUGCAAAAUGAGCUCAAAUAUUUGCUGCAAAAAACCUGUUCUUUAAGCAUCAAAGCUUAGUGUUUCAGUCUCACUGGAGUCUAGAGCUCUAAUCCAAGAACUCCACCUGUUUGUGUGGAUUCAUUUAAUAAUUAUGCUACCUUUAAUGUGGGAAUUUCUUAGUAGAAGGCCUUAUCUUAUUUUCUUCUCUGCUGUAGUUAAUUCAAAAAAAAUUAAUACCUGCAUACCCCUGAGUUCCUGUUGAGUCCAAAUGGCUGGCAGGAAUACGCGAGACGGGGGUCUGGUUGCGGCUCUGGGUCUCGUGGUGAGCAGUAGCAUCUCUGCGGGCUCAGGACGGUCACUCAGAGAAGCGGUCCCACUACCCGAGCCUUGGAUCCUUUUAACCAAGGGAAAGUCUGUCUGUCUUCGUGUGCUAGUGCUGAUCGACUGCCGCAGUUACUGCACUUGCUCUCUCGCUCCUGCACUCAAUGUCACGACCACGUUUGUUCUGCCUUGGAUUGAGUCGCAACGACGGUUUGCUACAGUAUAAAUACAAAUCUGAUCUAUCUCUUGAGUAAGAACAAAGCUUUCAUUCUGAGGAGCUGCAGCUUAGUGUUAGGCUUGUUUAAACAGCUUCUUUAAAGGCUUGGGCUUGUCUUUGAGCAGUGUCAGAGUGUGCCGAGCAGAUAGAGCAGGCUCCACUGCCAACUUCCAUAGCGCUCUUCAGGCAAACGCGUCCCCAGGCGUUUUUGCAAGAGUGGAACUAACCACCCCAAGUGUGUGAACGACUCUUUGUUUUCUUUUGUCCAAUCUAUUUUCCUCAGCCGAGUCAGUUUCUUUUAUUAAGUAGAUUAUAUAUUUUGCUCAAAAAGAGCUUUUCUUCCUGAAUUAAAAAGAACGUUGUUAGUUUGGAAAAUUCUUUUAUUCAAUUCUGUCUCCUUUUGAUUUGCCCAAGCAUUCCCAGCUGUUCUCGGAAGCGCUCUCUGAGAGAUGCCCCGAUGCAGGGUUUGCUGUACCUGGGGGGUUUUCUGAGCGCCAUCCACAGUGAAGGAACAGUUGCUUUUUUUUUGUCUUCUGAUGUUACUAAUGGGAGAAAAAUUUUCCCUUCUGGUUUAUCAAACUCAAAAUACUAGAUCUGCACGAGCUGCCUUGUGAUUCUCCUCUUUGCUGGAAGCUCUUCGGCUCCUGGUUCCCUGCGAGCCCUGGUGCGGGCCGGCCUUUCCUCUGCCGGCGCAGCAGGCUCCUGCACGCACGGGCCCCUUCUCCCCACGCUUCUAGCAGCCGUCAGUGGGCGAUGCUUGCAGAGGAACGUCGUUCUUGCCCUGGCAAGCUUGCUGCUCUGCUCUGGGUGUUUCUUGCCUCUAGUAACAUGUAUGCUGGACUCUUUCCUAAUUAAGAUGAAGAGGAAUAGUCUCCUGGCUGGGUGAGGGACAUUAGAACCAGGCUUCAGGGUCCAUUCAGAGAUCUGACAGUAAUCGCCCCCAAAUUGGGACUGCCUGCCUGCAGCCCAGAUAUGAUGAACUGGAGCCUCUGGAAGGGCCCUUGAGGGGUCUCGUGGACGGUGCAGCAGAGGUGUGCAUGUGCUGCUCUGAAGUCUUAAGUUUCACUGUUUACACUGCUCCCCUUACCUUAGGGGCAAGGAGAGGUGCAAAGCUAAGAAUCACUUUCCCCCCCCCCCCCACCUUAAAGUGCAUUUGUCUCAAAGGAAAAACAUGUCAGCUGGGUCAAACAGCCAGUAAGAGCGGGAGGCUGCACCGUGGGGCAUACUCCUCCCUGGAGGGAAGCCUUUGCUUUCUACCCAGAAUAGAUAAGGAUCUCUUUACGUUCCUGUGCACUGGAAUCCCGGUAUCAUACCUUGCAGCUAAGCUCGUUUCUCACACUGAAUGGAGCUAAGUGGAUACAACCAGUGCCUCUGCUUUCAUGCUUGAAAGGAUGCCUACUUCUGCCCUAGAUAUGAAAGCGAGAAGUUUACAAAACCACACUUAUUAGAGCAUUGAAGUGUUUUGUUUACUUCUGAGCUUCUGCAAGCACGAGUACUGUAGCCUAAUAUUUGGACUUGAGAACUUGGGAAUGAAACUAGCAGGAACGGAGUUCAGUUUUACUGUGUCUAAAGCAAGUUUAAAAGAGCACAUGUGGUGAAAGGUGUGUGGUUUAAAUGCAUUUAAUCUGUACUUUGAGGUUUUUGAUAAAGUUUUAAUAAAGGAGAUGCUUCAAAAUAAUAUCUCCUUUUAACUACACUUGAAGGCUGGAAUGUGCCCUGGCUGCUCUUUCUUUUCUGGUGUUUUCAUAACAACUUCAUUAUAACAAACCUUUGUUCCCCCAGCGUGCGUGUUUUUCAGAACUGCCCUUUCUGUGUUCUACUGACCAUUGGAAAAUAACGUGGUACAUUCACUAACAUUCAACUUAAGCAGAUCCAACUUCCUUUCGUCUUAACUUUCCUUAAAAGCCGUGCGGUCUAAAGGUGUGGUGCUCUUGACGCCUCUCUAAAUAGAGUUCAGUCUUGGGGUCUUCCCUGUCUUUUUCCUAUAUCAGUGAUAGAAAUAGUGGAUUCAUCCUAGAAAUAGUCUGUGGAUUUCAGCCUCUGUCAGGCACAUCAUAAUAAGCUAUGUUUGCUCUUGAUACUUUUUGAAGAAGUCUCAUUGAAGAGCUCUUCUGUCUUUUAUGGGCUUUUCACUGCUUGCACAGUUUCAGAUGUGUUGGUUCAAGCCCCACCUGCCUGGAAUACUGCAGCCCACCUUAGAGCUGUUAAGCAGCUCGCAGCGGUUAGGAAAUGAAGAACACAGUGUCCGGAGAGAGUUAAGUGAGUGGUAAUGUAAUUAACCUAACUGAUUUCCCUGGGACCGGGCAGAUAAGGGCUAAUGGGUGUCUUCCUCUCAGGCGCACCCUGAGGUUGAUCAAGACCUGCUUGUUUUCCAUUAAGUAGGCAGUAACGUGCCCCGAGCUGUCCAGCUCUCCCCUGCACUUUGGACAGCGUGCCGACUGGGGCGGGGAGAAAGAUGUUUCUCCAGCGCCUUGAAUAUUCUUGAACGUUGAUGCACGUUAAAUCUUCUGGUUGCCAGAGAUGGCAUGACCGAAGGCUCUGCCUUUCCACGGCCCCGGGGGAAGGUGACCAACAUGCGCAUCUUGGUAGCGACUCUGACUUCCCUCGUGGGUGCGUCUGCCCUGAUAAGCAUAAGCAGACUUAGAGGAUUUAGCUUUUGGAUGGGGAAGAGCUAAGUGGUGUUUGUAUCUCCUAAAACAUUUCUUCAAACUCUCUACCUAAAAGACGUUCUGCAGCGGGGUGAGUACAUGUUCCUGAAUCCCUCUGGGGAGACUGAAAGAUCUGAUGAAAGCCGAGGAAAAUGCUGCAUGCUGCUAACCAAGCCCCACCCUGCUUCUUGACACUGUUGCAUGGCUCUUUGUUCCCAAGGAUGGCGAUGCCUGGGGAUUUGCUUGUAGCUUUCUUUCAGGCAGCUUGAGAAAAGCACAGUGACAGCUGGAAGGCUGAAAAAUGUGGGAAUCUAUCUUGGAGUUUCUCCUUCGCUCUUUACCCAAAUAGUCUUCAUGGAGAGCAGGCAAAAAGCCAGGAAUGUGUUUGACCCAAGGUAGUGUCUUGGAUCAGAAAAGCAGUUACUAAAGAAGUGGCUGAUCUAGUUGGGUGUAGCAUGCUUGGCUUGUAUAGUUGGUUUGGAUUGGUUUUGUUUUGGCAUCUGUCAGCUGUUUGUUGUCUCAUGGGAGUUGAGGUCCUGGACCCCAACUAAUCUAUGAUGGGUGUCUGUCUUUGGCAUAGCUGAAAAAUCCUGGAUGGGGGAGUUCAGGUGAAAUAAAGUAUGUUAGCUGCUGUAUGUUGUUUGUUUGUUUGUUUUUUUCUCUUCCCCUCCCAUCUCUCAAACUGACUUGAAUUCUGACCCUGGAUUGAAUUGGGAAUGGAUCUUGGUAAGAUGUAACUUAAUUUGCAGAGAUGAGUCUGGUCAUCUCAGUUAGUCGUUGUGACAAGGACAGGAAAAGGGUUGUCUGGAUGAUCAUCUUCUAGGAGGCUCUUUGGCUUCUGGGGUUGUACUUAGAUUGGGUUCCAUGAAUUCUCACUUGUCUGAAAUACUGAAUAUUACUUGUCCUGCUAUUAAAGCUGGUACUUCUUGACCUUGAAAAUGGCCUGUCCCAAUUGAAACGAGAAUUCCGAAGAAUGAAGUUUUCUUGUUUUUUACAUUUAGUUUCUGGUAGGUUUUCUGGAGGUCUUCUCAUCUUGAUUUUUGCAGCUUUGACAUGUUUGUGCUCCAACUGCAACCAAGCAAAUUCCACAUGUGAAACAGAUGGUGCGUGCAUGGUCUCUGUCUUUAACCUGGAUGGUGUUGAGCAUCAUGUUCGGACCUGCAUUCCUGAAGCGAAGUUGGUUCCUGCUGGAAAACCCUUCUAUUGUCUGAGUUCAGAAGACCUACGUAAUACUCACUGCUGCUACUCUGAUUUUUGCAACAAAAUUGAUUUAAUGGUUCCCAGUGGACACUUGAAAGAUAAUGAACCGCAGUCAAGCUGGGGUCCUGUGGAGCUAGUGGCAGUGAUUGCUGGACCCGUCUUCCUUGUGUUUGUUGUCAUGAUCAUAGUAGUCUUUGUAUUUCAUCACCAUCAACGAGUCUAUCACAAUCGGCAGCGGCUGGACAUGGAAGAUCCCUCUUGUGAAAUGUGCCUGUCGAAGGAUAAGACCUUGCAAGAUCUAGUCUAUGAUCUCUCCACCUCUGGCUCUGGCUCAGGCUUGCCGCUCUUUGUCCAACGGACUGUGGCUCGAACUAUCGUCCUUCAGGAGAUCAUUGGUAAAGGCCGCUUUGGGGAAGUGUGGCGUGGCAGGUGGCGUGGAGGUGAUGUAGCUGUAAAAAUCUUCUCUUCACGUGAGGAGCGCUCCUGGUUUAGGGAAGCAGAAAUAUAUCAAACUGUUAUGCUGCGACAUGAGAACAUCCUAGGAUUUAUUGCUGCAGAUAACAAAGAUAAUGGAACAUGGACCCAGCUGUGGCUUGUCUCUGAUUACCAUGAGCAUGGAUCUCUCUUCGACUACCUUAAUCGGUACACAGUGACUAUUGAGGGAAUGAUUAAACUUGCCCUAUCUGCUGCUAGCGGAUUGGCCCAUCUACACAUGGAGAUUGUGGGUACUCAGGGAAAGCCUGGGAUUGCUCAUAGAGACUUGAAAUCCAAGAACAUUUUGGUGAAGAAGAAUGGCACCUGUGCCAUCGCUGACCUUGGUCUGGCUGUCCGGCAUGAUUCUGUUACCGAUACAAUUGAUAUUGCACCAAAUCAAAGGGUUGGAACCAAACGAUAUAUGGCCCCUGAAGUCUUGGAUGAAACCAUUAACAUGAAGCAUUUCGAUUCAUUUAAAUGUGCGGAUAUUUAUGCCCUGGGCUUGGUCUACUGGGAGAUAGCUCGAAGGUGCAAUGCAGGAGGUAUCCAUGAGGAAUAUCAGCUUCCAUACUAUGACCUUGUACCUUCUGAUCCUUCUAUUGAGGAGAUGCGGAAAGUUGUAUGUGAUCAGAAAUUACGGCCCAACAUCCCAAACUGGUGGCAAAGCUAUGAGGCGCUGCGGGUCAUGGGUAAGAUGAUGCGAGAGUGCUGGUACGCCAACGGAGCGGCUCGACUCACAGCCCUCCGCAUUAAGAAAACCCUCUCACAGCUCAGUGUCCAGGAAGAUGUGAAAAUCUAGCCCCUGAGCCCCAGCAUGAGGAAACUGCACAAAAGCUGCCAUGCUAGAGUAGACGUGUGAUGGAGGCCUACCUCGUGUUUCUACCCAACCUACUGCUACCAACCAGACAGCGUUACCUACAGGCUGCUAGGUGGGAUGAGGAAGCCUAUUGAAUUGCUCUCUUCCCUACUUGGGUAUGAAACAAUCUGAAACCUUUUAUGAUCACCUCCUGACAGCACGAAGACUUGAGAGGGACUUGCUUUGAGGGAUCUCAGCCAUGGUCGUAACUUUUGUUUCUUUAAUGGAAAUCCCUGUAAAGUUCAGUGUGUAUGGUGCACCCAUUGGCAGGUGUUCACGGCCUGGGUGCUAGGUGCUGGGAGUGGGAAGGGAAAGGGAAGGUUUUCUUGCCGUACUCUGAGGAUUUUUCAGGGACUGGCACAUUAAUGCAGAAAAAGCAUUGAAAAACAAAUGGUGCUCCCUUCUGAGAGGCUGAGCCUGGACAGUUCAUCAGCUUCAUGAAACCAUUUCCCUCCUUUUUCUUAAGCUUGAAAAAUCCUAAGACAAAAAUCCAACUGGCUGUCAGUGUGCGCAAUGGUGUAUGCAUGCGCAAGAUGCGCGUGUCCCCUGUGCCUGUUCAUCUCCUUCUGUAGACGUGCAGUGUCUGCCUGUAGGGUCACUCAUCUCCGUUUGUGCUUUCUGUGCAUGUGCAAAUCUAGAGUGUCCUUUUUUUUGAGCUGUGCGUGCUGGUGCUCUCCUUGUUCAGUAGUGAGCAUUGUCUAGCUUGGACAGGCUGCUUAAAACCAGAUCCUUAGCUCUCCUAUGGGUGCCUUGCUGUCCGUGCGCUGGCUGCAGGAACGUCCCGUUAGGUUGCCUCACUGCCACCCCCUCCCUUUUUUAAAAAACAAAGCGAAACAAAUGAGGAACUGACUUCAUUCCUGGAAUCCAGGCUUUUGUCUUGAGCCCCUGGGGUUUAUAAUUCUUGGUAGCGUAGGGGGAUGCCAUGGAGCUGAGAUGCACGUCAGAGAGCAGGCGCUGCGCCUGGCUGGAAGGAGACUGGGCCAGGGGGAAAUGGCAGGGUGUUCUUGCAGGAAUCCAACUCCCGAGUCCACCGUCAAGGCGUCCUAGCAGGAGCGAUCCGUAACUUGAGGCAGACUACUUAGGGUCUGAGCUGCAAGGAGCCUGCAAACUGGUUCUGCUCUGUACCUCCUGGGGGCAUUCAGCACUUCACAGGCUCUGACAGUGGGGUGUGGGCUUGGAAAUAAAUGUCCAUCUUUUUAAUAUACAUAUAUAAAUAUGUCAUAAUCUGGAAGUGGCUGUGUAUAACUUGUGGGGUGGGGGGAACUGCAUGAGUUUUAUUUUACUUAAAUGACCAAUCAGGGUGAAGUAGAGUUGAUUAGACUGUUGUCUGCAGCUGGGGUUAGCAAAACCUGAAGUAGCUGAGGGCUGAAUCUGUAGCGCUGAUUGCAGCACUGAAAGCAAUCUUGGAAGUAUCAGUUGUUUGUUGGUUAGGUCAGUAUCUAUGGUAUAUAAUUCUGAAGCCAUAACUUUUAACUGGAGUGGUUUUGAUUAUUUUUUUAUUUUAUGGGAGGGUCUGGAUUUUAACUUUUUUUAAUGUUGUUAAUUCUUUAUAAGAGAAGAAAAACAAUCUAUAAUUAUUACCUCUCAACCUGUUUGUUUGUAAAGAAAUCACUGCAAAAAAGGAAAAAAAAACCAAAUGCACGCAGCUCGAUUUACACUGGAACUGUUUCUACUCAAACCUUGAGCCUGCUCUGUAGGGUGAGGUUUCAUCUCUGCUCCGGCCACCGGGGUUAGGUUUUUUCUUUUUAAAAAAUUUUCUUCUUUUUAAACACUCUGUUUUUGCUGUCUGUGUAUCUGUGUGUCUGUCUUCUCCCAGACCCCCAUCUUGUCUGUGAUUUUUAUCUGUGUCAAGUGCAAAGUGUUUUUUGCAUCAUGUUUGGAGCCAUUUUUGCAUUCUCCUGUGGAUUUUAACUGUCAGGCAGUGCAAAGCUGUCUUGGGAGGGUCUACAGACUUCAGACUGAUUCACGGAGCAGUGUGGAGUAUACGCUUUGUGAAUGUACAGCUUCCCUUCCCUUUCUGAUUUGUUCUGACUUGUUUCUCAGCCAGAGGUUACCAUGCAUCCUCAGUACCGUGCAUCCCUUUACCAAACCCUCCUGCAUUUAGGAACCUUGGGUGGAGGGCCCUUAAGAUACCCAGCUGCUGUAACAGGACCCUUGCGAUGGCCCUUCCCGGCAGGUCGGGGAGGAAGUCCUAGCGACCGUGAAACAAACUGCCGUAGGAAAGCCCAUCACGCUGGUAGGUACGUCUGCCACGCGCUCCUCCGUGAGCGUCACGGAUCCUCGUUCCCAAGCACGAGUCUCCUGUUCCUGUCAACUGUGCAGGCUGCUUCUUGAGGACACUAAAAUCAGCUACGUAACUUGCACUGAUUCACUCACCCGCUCCUCCUACUGUAGCCACACAUGCACCUGCCUCAAUGCUAUACCAAACAGCAGAGCUGUAUCGGACCGGACAGGGCGAGGGCAGGAUGGCAGAGUGCCCCCUCCACGGGGGACUGUAAAACAAGCCUUGUUUGCAGAGACAGAUGCCAUCACAGGAUGGUCAAAACAGAGUAGGAUCUGAGAUGGAAACGCUAACUAUGUAGCAUUUAUACAGCACUUUUCAUGCAAACACGUGCCAGUGAGGUGCAGUUGUUACUUAGCUGACUGGUAGCAAGCAUAGGAAUCGCUGCCCGGCUCUGAAAUGUAUCCCAGCUCAGAGGUGGCCGCAGCCACUGUUACAGGAUGCAACACUGACAGUUCAGGACGAGACCAAUGCCACAUCAGUUCAAAACGGGGAGCGGGAGACUUCAGCUUUUUGGGAGAAAAUUGCUGGGGAGAGGCAGAGAUACGGAGCUCGUGCUUCUCGGCUGUGGCACAGGGUUCAUCAGUGGUACGCUGGCUUCAGAACAGAUCUCUUGGUACUUAUCUGCCCCUUUUAUUUGUUUGGUUUUGUACGUUUUAUUAGAAAUGGACUGUAAAAUAGCCACUUAGACACUUUACCUCUUCAGUAUGCAAAUGUAAAUACAAUGUAAUAUAGGAAAUCUUUUGUUUAAUAUAAAACAAGGCUGUCAAUUUCUGCUGUACAUUAUUAAAAGUUUGUUUUAUUCA
This is a messenger RNA of Rhea pennata, 13029 nucleotides long. RefSeq names its product activin A receptor type 1B (gene ACVR1B). The record is from RefSeq and is a predicted model, not a curated record. NCBI's taxonomy places the organism in Eukaryota, Metazoa, Chordata, Aves, Rheiformes, Rheidae. The transcript has 8 exons. Gene Ontology annotation, biological process: protein phosphorylation; nervous system development; activin receptor signaling pathway. Gene Ontology annotation, cellular component: activin receptor complex; plasma membrane. Bases 8386 to 9885 code for a protein of 499 amino acids. Gene Ontology annotation, molecular function: ATP binding; activin binding; activin receptor activity, type I.